AUGAGUUUGAACCAAGAUGCACUGCAGGACUCUCAAAUAGACGACGCAUAUGUUGUAGUCGGCUCUCCCUCUUCUGAAAAGUCAGAUCUCGGCGAUUUUGAGCAGGUAGAUCCCUCCGACGACGAUGACGAGCUUGAAAGUCUCGGAGAUGAGCCCUACUACGAAAUGGCCGUGCGCGAGAUCGCUCGAGGGGAUAGCUACCAAUGCAUGAUCUGCACUGUUGAGAUGGACUACACUUGCCACAUGUACAACUGUCCCAAAUGCUACCGUGUUUUCGAUUACGAGUGCAUACGUGAGUGGGCCCUCAAAUCAAGCAAGAAAAGUGCCAGUAAUACCUGGAAAUGCCCAAACUGCUACUUCGAAAAGCGCGAGAUUCCUUUGAACAACAGACACUCGUGCUGGUGCGGUAAAAGCGUAAAUCCUGAGCCAAAUCCUUUAAAUCCGAACAGUUGCGGCCAAACUUGUGAUGCUCCAGUCUGUGUGCACGGGUGCGCCAAGACCUGCCAUCUAGGGCCCCAUCCGACCUGCAUGCGAACAGUAAAAAUCAAGUGCUUGUGUGGAAAGCAAAGUAAGGACGUUUUCUGUUCAGAGGCUCCCAAAAACCAAGAAUCCUUUCGCUGCAAAAAGCGUUGUGGAUUACUACUGCCGUGCGGACUGCACACUUGCCAAAGGGAAUGUCACUCAGGACUCUGUGGAGACUGUCCUGAAACCAUAAACUGUGAGGUAAAGUGUUACUGUGGUUUGGAGUCUAAAGCAUCAGUCGCAUGCAAAGACGUCAUGAUUCAGGCAAAAUCUCACGAUCACUCCGGUAAAGAAUGGAUUGGCGUUUUCCCUUGCAAAAAAGUGCGUACCGUCGAAUAUGCCUGUGGGGCUCAUUCUUUUACAGAACCCUGCCAAUCCCCUCCGUCGCUAGGUAGUCGAAUUCCUUGUCCAUUCUCCCCGACAAGUCUCAAGACAUGUCCUUGCGGCAGAAAUCCGCUGAAGGACUUAAAUUCUAAACGCACAAGCUGUACAGACCCUAUACCAACUUGUGAGUCUAUUUGCGGUAAGCUUCUGAAAUGUGGAAAACACAGAUGUCCAUUCCAAUGUCACACAGGCGAGUGUAUGCAAGAUUGUACGUGCGUCGAUAAAAUUCCGUGCUCUUGCAACGCCAAGACUUUCCUAGUUCCCUGCAAAUUCGAAAAUAAGCCGCAAUGCAAUACAAAGUGUGAAUCGUUGAUGUCUUGUCGACGUCACCGCUGCAUGGAGAGGUGCUGCGAAGGACGGGAGCUAGCUCGAAAACGAGAGAAGAGCACAUUUUUGACACGCGAUAAACUAGACGAAUCCCGUGUUGAAGCCCAGCACAUUUGCUUGAAGCAAUGCAAUCUCAAACUGGCAUGUGGUCGCCAUUAUUGCCAGCGAAAAUGUCAUCCUGGAAGCUGUCCACCGUGCCUGGAAAGUGACUCUAAUGACUUGCUAUGCCCCUGUGGUAAAACAGUAGUUCCUGCUCCUGUUCGCUGCGGGACCACGCUGCCACGUUGCUUUCACCCUUGUAUUAAAACCCUGCAAGGACCAUUGGAAUGUGGGCAUCCGCCGAUGCCACAUUAUUGUCAUCCACUUAACGAGCCCUGCCCUUCAUGUACAGCUCCGGUUUUCAAGAGAUGCAAGUGUGGAAAGAAUGAGAAAGUAAGAACGCUGUGCUUUCAAGAUGAUGUUUCCUGUGGACAGAUCUGUGGACAAAAACUGCCUAAUUGCCAUCACAUUUGUCAGAAAACAUGCCACGAAGAGGGACAGCAUCAAACUGAGUGUAAGCAGGUCUGUGGCGCUCCGAAAGGGUUUUGCGAGCACAGUUGCAGAUAUAGAUGCCAUCCAGGCCGGUCAUGUCCAGACAAGCCGUGUACGGAAAACGUCAAAGUGAAGUGCAUUUGUGGACAUAGGACCGCAAACAGAGUGUGCGGCGCUCAUUCUGAGCAAGCUUCAGCUUCCGAGCAUGUUUUAGACUGCAACGAAGAAUGCGAAAUAGCUCAAAGACGUAUGGAUUUAAUGGAGGCAUUCGGCAUCCAGGAGAAAGGAGUAGAAGCAUCUGAGCGAUUGGAAAGUUUAAGACAUCUGGCCGAAACUGUGCUCACAUUCCAAGAAUUGCAUUUGCCCUUCACAGAAGCGUCAUUAUCUAUAUUUGCGCGACAGAGCAAUUGGUGCAGCCAGAUUGAAACAACUUUGAUCAAAUUAAUGCAAGAUAAACAAAGGCCAAGUCUACAUUUCAAGCCCAUGAAGCCCGCACAGCGACAUUUCAUACACGAGCUUGCACAGGCCUUUAAUUUGUACUGCGAAUCGCAAGAUCAAGAGCCCAAACGGUCAUGCUUUGUGAAAAAGACCGCUACAUCCGCUGGGCCCACACUAUCCUUAGCGGAGGCUCUUCCUCUAUAUCAAUCCUUUAGAGCAGCGCAAAAGAAUCGCAAAUUGAAAGAGAUUGAAAGAUCGAUAACGACAAAAAUUAUCAACUUCACAGCUGGUCAAGAAGAAAAUCCUGCGCCCUUAGCUAAACUAAAUGGUCUGCUAGUGCGCGGUGUGUUUUCUGGAGUUGAUGAAGGCACGAUUGCGACUAGAAUGCAUCAAUUUUUGAAGCACACACUAUUGAAAGAUUCGCGGUACACCAAACUAGAGUCGGGGGACAUUCUUAUCUGCGCAGAGAAUUAUGCUAAAGCGAGUCCUAACGUUGAAUUCGAUAUUCAGCGUGUAAUUGGACAUUUAAAUGUUUUCGUUCAAGAGGAAGUACUUGCCGAAAACGUUGUAUCUUGUGAAGUGUCUCAAGUUUUGGAAUUUCAAAGGGUUUCAUCAGGGCCCUCUGAAAAGAAAUGA
Messenger RNA from Lachancea meyersii CBS 8951, 2838 nucleotides. The record is from the annotation of a GenBank genome assembly. NCBI's taxonomy places the organism in Eukaryota, Fungi, Ascomycota, Saccharomycetes, Saccharomycetales, Saccharomycetaceae.